UCUGAUGGUGGAGCUCGUUCUAAAUUACUUCGUGGACGGCCUCUCCCGCCUCGUUCUGCAAAAAAAUCUCCCAUUCGCCCUUCGCUUGUGGGCCGUUUCUGCACCAUCGAUCAGUUCACUGUCUUCAGCACCUUCUCGGAAGGAAUGUUUCAGCUCGGGACCUUGAAGAGGAAUCGCGGAUUUCUCAUGAUCUGCAGUUUGGGUUUCCACAAAUUGCACCUGAAGAGCAUCUAGGGGUUGAGAGAGAGGGAGAGAGAGAGAGAGAGAGAGAGAGAGAGCGAGAGAGCUUGUGUUAAGAGAAUUACGGUGAAGAGGUUGUGAGAUUGGAGGAGAUGGCGGCUGCUCUGGCAGCGGUUGCAGCAGCAGCGGCGUCGACCGCUGCUGCUUCCCCCGCCCGUCUUUCAGUUGAACGAACUACCCGUGGUGCGUUUGUUUCCGGUGGUAAUGCUCAACUGGGUUCAAGCUCUUCGUCGCUCCGGGGCACCGGAGUAGCUCUGUCUUCUUCCAAUGUGACCCUCCGUAGGCAGAGACAUCGCAAGGUUGUGGUCUCGCCCCGCAACGUGUCGGAUUCGCCAGUGAGUGUCGAGGCUUGCCUUGAUCCGGACGCUAGCCGGAGUGUGCUCGGAAUUAUUCUUGGUGGAGGAGCUGGAAGCCGUCUGUACCCACUGACUAAGAAGCGCGCGAAGCCAGCCGUGCCAUUAGGUGCCAACUACCGGUUGAUCGACAUUCCCGUCAGCAACUGUAUCAAUAGCAACAUCAAUAAGAUAUAUGUGCUCACGCAGUUUAACUCAGCGUCUCUGAACAGACACUUGUCCCGAGCUUACGCUAGUAACAUGGGAGGGUACAAGAAUGAAGGUUUCGUGGAGGUUUUGGCUGCCCAGCAGAGUCCCGAGAAUCCUAAUUGGUUUCAGGGAACCGCCGAUGCAGUGAGGCAAUAUCUGUGGCUUUUUGAGGAAGCCCAAGUUUUGGAAUAUGUCAUCUUGGCCGGAGAUCACUUGUAUCGAAUGGACUACCAGCACUUCAUCCAAGUCCAUCGUGAGACAAAUGCUGAUAUUACUGUUGCUGCUUUGCCUAUGGAUGAAGCUCGUGCCACCGCCUUUGGAUUGAUGAAGAUCAAUGAUCAGGGGCGGAUCAUUGAAUUUGCCGAGAAACCGAAGGGUGACGAGCUCAAGGCUAUGCAGGUGGACACGACAGUUUUGGGUUUAGAUGCCGAGAGGGCCAAAGAAAUGCCCUACAUUGCAAGUAUGGGUAUUUACGUCGUCAGCAAGGAGGCUAUGAUCACUCUGCUUCGUAAUGAAUUCCCCGAGGCAAAUGAUUUUGGAAGUGAGGUCAUUCCUGGUGCUACGAAAAUGGGCAUGAAGGUUCAAGCGUACUUGUAUGAUGGCUACUGGGAAGACAUCGGUACUAUCGAGGCUUUCUACAACGCGAAUUUGGGCAUCACCAAGAAGCCCGUGCCAGAUUUCAGUUUCUACGAUAGGUCAGCCCCUAUCUACACACAGGCUCGCUUCCUCCCUCCCUCAAAGAUGUUGGAUGCUGAUGUAACUGACAGCGUGAUCGGAGAAGGAUGUGUCAUUAAGAACGCUAAAAUCUUCCACUCAGUGGUUGGCCUGAGGUCUUGGGUCGCAGAAGGUGCAGUUGUAGAAGAUGCACUUCUCAUGGGUGCUGACUACUAUGAGACCGAUGAGCAAAGAAACGAGUUGCUAGCCUCAGGUGGCAUACCCAUGGGCAUUGGAAGAAACUCUGUAGUGAAAAGAGCAAUCAUUGACAAAAAUGCACGAAUUGGAGAGAAUGUUAAGAUUAUUAACGUGGGCGGUGUAGAGGAGGCUGCACGAGAAACAGAUGGAUACUUUAUUAAGAGUGGAAUUGUUACGAUUAUCAAGGACGCAAUCAUUCCCCACGGAACGGUCAUCUAAGCUUAUUCGCUUGAGAUGAGAAGUCCGAGGGCAGUAGAGAAUAGAGUAUCUCCUUUAUGCGAAAAGCUCUAACCUGGGUAGUGAUAGAAAAUCUGAUGCAAACACGGAAGUAGCGUAUUUUGCCUUUUUCCUGCCAGGGCUUGUAGCAACUUGAGGGGAAGUGUAACGUAGAUGUGGGACGGUCUUUGCACCUGUUAGACCAUAAACCGUCAACCUUUAUACAGUUGAGCUUGUAGGUCUAGGGUGGGAUUACAUGGGUAUGUUUAUCCCACGUCUUUCUUUCUUUCCUUCAUUACUUAUUUUAGUUUUUUCCUCUUCUUCUCCCCUGUAGGUAAAUUCAUUGUGAAGUGCCACCUCUUGCUCACAUUUCUAGCCCUUCUAGUUUUAAUAAGCUCACCGACAAGCAGAUGAUUAGGUUAGCGCUUGGUGAUGAUGUGACACUGCGUUGCAGGGAGGUGAUGGUCAAUUUUGGUAGACAUGUAUACAAGCCUUAGGCAUUGGUUCAAAUAUGCACUGUAAACAGACAUGAACCAAUUCUUAAAUUUGAAUCAUGAGUCAUAUAAUGCACCAUUUGUCAAAAA
Physcomitrium patens is the source of this 2494-nucleotide messenger RNA. RefSeq names its product glucose-1-phosphate adenylyltransferase small subunit, chloroplastic/amyloplastic. Lineage: Eukaryota; Viridiplantae; Streptophyta; Bryopsida; Funariales; Funariaceae. Gene Ontology annotation, biological process: glycogen biosynthetic process. Gene Ontology annotation, molecular function: glucose-1-phosphate adenylyltransferase activity. The record is from RefSeq and is a predicted model, not a curated record.